AUGAGCCACCUCCUCCUGCAACCCCUGGCCCCGGCGAAUAUCUACGAGCCCCCCUCCCUUCUCUACACUCUCCUAACCCAACCCCUCAAAACCCUCAUCCGCCUGCUCGACCUCCUCCUAACCGUCUUCCACACCUCCCCCUCAGUCCCCUCCACGCCCCUCCGCAUAGUUUGUAUCUCCGACACACACUGCCUCACCACCUCUCAAAUCCCGGAUGGCGACCUGCUCAUCCACGCCGGCGACCUCACAAAUAUAGGCCACCCGGCCGAACUGCAGGACCAAAUCGACUGGCUCGCUAGUCUGCCUCACGAAAACAAAAUCGCCAUUGCAGGGAACCACGACCGCUUUCUGGAUCCGCGGAGUCGCAAAACGCUCUCCUUUGACGACCAAGAUGAUGGCUUUGUGAAUUGGAAAAGCAUCUGGUACUUGCAGCAUAGCGCCGUCGAUCUAUCGUUCAAGAACGGCCGGAAACUACGCGUGUACGGCGCGCCGCAGACGCCUGCGGACGGACAGGACGAUCACGCUUUUCGGUAUGCGCGAGGCUCGGACGCGUGGUCGGGUACGGUGCCGAGCGAUGUAGAUGUGCUGGUUACGCAUGCGCCGCCCAAGUACCAUCUCGAUUUACCGGCUGCGUUGGGGUGCGAGCACUUACUUGCGGAGGUGUGGAGGGUACGGCCGCGGCUGCAUGUGUUCGGGCAUGUGCAUGCAGGUAAGACGGAUUAUGUGGGGCGGUUGAAGAGAGGAAGGGAGGUUGUCAGGUGGGAUGAGAGGCAGCGGUGUGUUGAGCAGGCGCGUGCGAGGUCGGAUGGUUUUGUCAGGGGGAUUGUGGAUCCUCGGGGUUGGCUGGAUAUCGUGAAGGUGCUGUGCUACGGCGGGGCGAAUGUGCUCUGGGAUCGUGUUUGGGGUGGCCGGAGCGCGGAGAGCACCACGAUGGUGCUUGCGAGUCUGAUGUACUGCAACAGUGGAGAGCUGCUAAAUCCGCCGCAAGUCGUCGAGAUGUAG
Messenger RNA from Neohortaea acidophila, 1002 nucleotides. RefSeq names its product calcineurin-like phosphoesterase. NCBI's taxonomy places the organism in Eukaryota, Fungi, Ascomycota, Dothideomycetes, Mycosphaerellales, Teratosphaeriaceae. Gene Ontology annotation, molecular function: hydrolase activity. The record is from RefSeq and is a predicted model, not a curated record. The coding region runs from base 1 to 1002 and encodes 333 amino acids. The transcript has a single exon.